Diorhabda carinulata is the source of this 633-nucleotide messenger RNA. RefSeq lists its product as uncharacterized. The transcript is spliced from 3 exons. Bases 1 to 633 code for a protein of 210 amino acids. The record is from RefSeq and is a predicted model, not a curated record. Lineage: Eukaryota; Metazoa; Arthropoda; Insecta; Coleoptera; Chrysomelidae.
AUGUUACCGUUUUUUGUUCUCGUAUUUUUACCUUUGUGUAAUCUGUCGUUUGGCCAAGAUUUUACCCCCAUAGAAGACAUACAAGUACUAAGCGAAUUACCUAUAGAAAAAUUAUUAUCCAUUAAAAGAGAAUUUUCCACAGAAAGUCAAAUAAACGAAAAAAAUUCAACAGAAGAUCCGGUAGAAGGAAGGGAAUUACCGAAGGCGUUGCCAUUAGAGGGUAAAUUAAAAUUGAAUGAUCGAGGUGGUUACGGAGAAGGUCAUGGAGGAGGUCACUACUAUUACCAAGAAAAUAACGUGAAAAAUACGAAAAGCAGUAAAAUUCAAAGUAUAUUCCAAAUAUCGAUAACGUCUUUAGCUUUUCUAGCUUUCGGGGGAUACCUGUUGUGUCUUCUUAUUCACGCUAUAAACUCAAAACAAAAUUACAACGCAAAUAAUAACACUCAAAUUAAUUCGAACAAUAAAAAUAUUAGAAGACAACCAAGACCUAAGAGAGAUGUAAUUGGUUCUAUUGGAGGCUACAUAGUUUAUGACGAUAUGUAUUUUUCAUUAUUAAAUUUAUCUGAGGCUUAUACUAAGUACCAUACUAUGGAUUUUCUUGGUUAUAAUAAAACCAGAGAUAAUAAAUACUAA